Messenger RNA from Suillus subalutaceus, 488 nucleotides. RefSeq lists its product as uncharacterized. The transcript has a single exon. NCBI's taxonomy places the organism in Eukaryota, Fungi, Basidiomycota, Agaricomycetes, Boletales, Suillaceae. The record is from RefSeq and is a predicted model, not a curated record. Bases 86 to 451 code for a protein of 121 amino acids.
AGUAGACAUUAUCGACGAAGCGUUCACUCCAACUACAGUUGGCGUUUCAAGUAGUCCCGACGGAGAAUCACUCGCUCAAAAAUCGAUGGCAAAUAUGUCCUUGCGAUCUCUCCUCACGCCUUCUGUUGUUAUUCCGAUUGCAAACUACGCCUUGCUCUCCUUUCUUGACGUUUCUUUCAGGGUUCUUUUGCCACUGUUCUUUUCGACACUUACUCAUUUGGCGGUCUUGGAUUUGAUCUGGCUACUAUUGGCAAAUGGAUGGCGUUGGAAUCGCCGAUGGUAUCUUUCAGGCAUUCUUCUUCGCCAGAAUCGUCGACUGGAUCGGUCCGAAGCGUUCAUUCUGUAUCUCAGUGUCGUGCUACGCACCACUCAUUGUUAUAUUUCCGAUAAUGUCGUGGAUUUUACGCGCAAGGGGAGAAGCCGGAUGGAUGAUACGAGCCAACGACGCUAAUGUCAUUGUCAGUCGUCGAGUUACGGGAAAUCUAGGA